UUGCGUAAGGGAAGUAGUAUAAGCGAAUAUCAAGAUGGAGGCAGUGCCGAGACUGCCGAUGUUAUCCUUCGAGUUAAAACAUAGUCCAGAAUACGUAGAAUUUGGACCAUCACUUAAACAGUACAUUCGAGAGCACUAUGGGGAGGACCCAGCUCUGUACAACAAGCCUUGCACUGACCUGGAACAGCUCAGACAGGGUGCCAUCCACGUGACACGGGACUUCAUGGGCUGCAGCACCCUGAAGAAAUACUAUGCCCAGCUGCAGUUCCUGCAGGGAAGAUUCCCCAUGGGGGAAGGGGGAGAGGCGGCCAUAGCCUUCACUUGGGAGGACAUUCAGACAGGAAGGGAGUAUAUACUCGGUGACAUUAAGUUCGAACAAGCCUGCAUCUUGUACAAUAUCGGCGCCCUGCAUUCCAUCCUGGGAGCAGUUGAUACAAGGCAUAGUGCCGAGGGUAUGAAAGUGUCAUGCACACAUUUCCAGUGUGCAGCGUGGGCAUUUGAACAUCUUCGAGACUAUUUCGGGAGUUCGGCAAUGAGCACAGACAUGUCACAUGAGCUGCUUACAUUUCAUGUCAGUCUCAUGCUGGCUCAAGGUCAAGAAUGUAUUCUGGAGAAGUCGAUGAUUGACAGUCGGAAGAACACCAUCACAGCCAAGGUGUCUGCCCAGGUGGUAGACUUCUACAGGACAGCCAUCAAGAAUCUCGAGACAUGCAACCAAGAGGGCAUCGUUAGCUCCAGGUGCUACAAGGACUGGAGGAAGCGUAUGGAGUUAAAGGUGUGUUUCUACCAGUGCAUCACGUUCUACUACAUGGGGCGGCAGUCAGAGGACCAGCAGAAAAUGGGAGAGAGACUGGCGUACUUCCAGGCCAGUCACGACAAACUCAACGAGAGCAUGAAACUAGCCAAGAAUGAGGUUCCUGAAGUCCAAGAUGCUCUGAAAUUUGCUCAAGAUGUAGUUGGAGGAAAAUUCAACUCGGCCAAAAAAGACAAUGAUUUUGUGUACCAUGAAAAAGUUCCUGCAUUAGACAGUCUGCCAGAAAUAAAAGGGGCGUCACUGGUGAAGGGGAUCCCAUUCAACCCAACAGAUCCAGAGAUUUCUGGUCCGGAUAUUUUCCAAAAACUUGUGCCAAUGGAAGCGCAUGAAGCAUCAUCAGUGUACAGUGAGGAGAAGGCGAAACUUUUGAGGAAGGUCAGUGGAGAGGUGGAGGAGAAAUCCAUGGAACUUGAACAAUACAUGUCGUCACUGCAACUUGACCCCCACAAGUUGAUGCCGAGGAUGGAGCCCCUGCCACAAGAACUACUGGAGAAAUGUGCAGCCAUGAGUGUCAAAACUGGCGCCAUCCAAAGCCUGAUAGAGUCCAUGGCAGCUGUUGCUGGUACUGCUACUGAGGUGGAGCUCAACUUGAAAGAAAUCUUUGGUUUGUUGGAUGAGGAGAGGAAACAGGAUGAACACUUCCAGAAAACAUUUGGCAGCCGAGCCCCCAAUAUUGUGUUGUCUGAGAUCCGCAAAGACACGGAGAUGCAGCGUGAGAAACACAAACAGGGCAGCCAGUCGAAUGAAAACCUCCACAAGGCCAUGAAUGUCCACAUUGCCAACCUCCGCCUGCUGGCCGGAGCACCAGAUGACCUCCAGGCCACACUGCCCAAACAAGAGUUGACCAACUCACCAGAGGAUGAAGCCCUUGUACAGGAACUUCAGCGGCUUCUGUCAAAGGUUGAUGAGAUGAAAAAACAACGUCAGAAUUUGAUGGAAGAGCUUCGUACACAGGUCCAGAAUGAUGACAUCACAAACGUACUGGUCACUCAAGAUAGUGGCAGUAAAGAUAGCAUCUUUGAGGAGCAGUUGAAGAAACAUGACAAGCUGGUGAUCCUUAUGCAACAGAACCUCGGGGCCCAGGACAACAUCCUCCGAGCCCUCACCGAUACCAACGCUAGAUACGCCACUAUCAGGAAGGCCACUAGUGAAUCUAUUGCCAGACGGGAUGCCCGGAUCAGUGAACUCAUCAAGUCCUAUGAGGUGUAUGAGGAUCUGAUGGGGAAGUCUCAGAAAGGUCUGGAGUAUUACAAGAAACUGGAGGAAACAGUCGGUCGAAUUCUGACUCGGUGUCGAUCUGUGUGCAAGGUUCAGCAGGAGGAGAGAGAUCAGAUCACUAAGAGGUUUGCUGCCAAAGAGGCACCCUCAAGGCCAGCAGCACCAAAACCAGCUUCAGCUCAAGCUCCUGGCCCAGCUCCCAUCCCAGCAAUACCUGGUGAAACAACCUUGCCUUCAUUUGAAGGUCCCAAACUCCGAGAUUAUCUCCCAUUCAUGAAACCAGCAACAUUUGGACCCAAAUCUACAGACCGAGGUCCUCCAGACUCUCCAGGAGAUCAUGUCCCAGGUGGAUCUCUACCAUCCAGCCUGUCCGGAUCUCCAGUACACCAGAGAGGGGGAUCUCCUCGGAGUAGUCCUGCAAGACAAGUUCCUACUGGUGGAGGUCCAGCAGGAAUAGACUACUCCAGUCUUCAUCCAGAAGUGGCGGCCCAGCUAUCGAAACUUCCCGCAGGCUUCUUCAACAAGCUGAAAGAUGGAGGUGGUAUUGAUGCUUCUGAUGGUCUUCGAAGCCAGCAGCAACCCAGUGUCCCUAGUGUCCCCAGUGUUCCUGAUACUGGCAUAGACCCCAACCUCCCUCCUGAGAUUCAGGCCCAGUUGGCCAAGCUUCCUAAAGGGUUCUUCAGUCAGAUGAAGGGCAGUCAUGGUUCUGGAGGUGUUAGUGAUAACCAGCCUUCUUCCCUCCCACACCUACCGGUGUCUGGGUAUGGAGCAGCAGGAAACAUGGGUCAGAAUUAUCAUGGUUCUUUGCCCAACAUGACUCAGCUUCCCCAGCAUCCAACAAGAAGGUUUGAUAGCACUAGCACUGUGUCAUCCGUGGAAACACCAGUUAUCUCCCCUACAAAAGGCCCACAAGGUGAUCCCAAUGUUCACCAACACAGCCAUCAUGGUGGACAAGGGGGAGAGUUUUCUGUAGGACAAGCUCAAGGACAGCCUCACCAUCACAUGAUAGCACACUAUCAAAAUCGAAACUUGCAAAGUGAGUAUUCUGCAGACCAGAUGUUGCCAUCUGUUGGCUGUGAACCAAGUGCUAUGUCACAUCACAAUAUUGGACAGGUGGGUCAAUCAAGGAACACAGCACAACCAGUUUCCCAAUCACAUCCAGGAAUGCAGCAUCAGGCACAGCAUCAUGGCCUCCCACAGCAACAAUCUCAACAGCCUGUGGCUCCUCAACAGCAGCCACAGCAGCCUAAUGUUUUACAGAGGCCACCCCCAGCCUCUACUCCUCAGCCUAGUCAGUAUUCAGCCUCAGUUCCACAGAGCGGUCCACUGCAAACACCAUCACAAUAUCAAUAUCAGCAGCUACCUGGGACCCAGUUUCAACAAGGCUAUCAACAGUUCCAGCAGCCAGCUGCAAGUCAAUACUAUCAGACACCUGGACAAGGAACAGCCAACCGUAGUCAAACAGGGACCAUUCCUACUAACCAGGCUGCUCCAUCACAAACUGGAUAUGGUAGUCAGCAGUAUCCUGCUUCAUCCCAGGCUCAUUAUGGAUCCCAAGUCAGUGGUGGUCAGACUUCACAAACACCUGGGGGUCAGUCCUUUCCUCCAAACCAAACAUACCCAGUUAAUCAAACCCAGCCUGGUUCUCAACUCGGGAUGCAGGCACCCAUGGCACAAGGUCCAGCAAAUGUUGGACCUUCACAAACAGUAUUAGCACAGCAGUAUCAAAUGCCUAGUGUGCCACAGCAAUCAAAUGUACAGCCUGGUCAAAGUAAUGUGCAAUCUUGGCAGGGCCAACCAGGCCAACCACCUGUAUCACAGACACAGACACAGCCUAAUGUUAAUUAUGCUGGACAGAUGCCAAAUACUCCACAAGCCAAAUGGCCACAGAGUCAAGGUCAGAUGCAACAGCAACAGCAACCUGUUGCAGCCCAGCAGCAAAUUUAUCAACAUUACCCAGGACAGGCUUCUACCCCUUAUACCCAGGCAGGGUACAACAUGCAACAGCAACAGCCAACUAUUGCCAGUUCACAAACAUUCGUUCCACCUCAGCAACCUGGAGUUGCAGCCACUUCUGGGUAUUACUCUCAGCAGCAGCAGAAGCAGCCUAUGAACACUUAUAAUCCAUCAUUCCAAACCCAGCAAACCCAACAGACAAGAAUGCCAUCACAGACACAGGUGUAUCCUCAGUCUACAAAUCAAGCCGCACAGCAGUACCAAACUCAACCAAGAGGUCCUCAACCUGUUCCUAUUAGGCCUCAAGCCAACUACCCAAAUGUCCAACCAGCUCAGUCUGCAUUAGGACAAGUCCAACCUCAGAGUCAAGGCUACCGAAUGCAGCCAUCAGUAAAUCAGCAACCCCAGCAACAGAUGAAUCAACAGAUGCGUUUCCAGCAGCCACAGACUUCUGUUGGUCAGUAUCAGUAUAACCAACAAGGACAGACUUUACCCAACACAUAUUCCUCCCAGCAGGGUGUACCUGGGCAACAAGCUCCACAGAUGAGCCAAGGAUCAUACCCUCAGCAACAACCAGUGAGACCUUCUGGAGGCUACACUCAACCAGCUACCCAGCCUCCAAUGACCUACCCAGUGGGCCAGGGAGCACCAGCUCCUCAAGGCUUCAACCAACAGAUUAUUCCACAGACAGGACAAACCAACCAAAUGUCCAGAGCACAACCACAACAGCCAAUGCAAUACCAGCCUGUUCUUCAACCAACACAAGCAGCAGUUCUGCCCAAUCAAGUAGCAGGCAGUUCCCAGCCAGCUCCUCAGUCUCCUGUAACGUCUCAUCCUGUUCCCCUGCAUCCUACUCAACCUCCUCAAGGUGCUCCUGCUCAAACUCCUUCCCUCCAUCCUGGUCAGCAACAGAACCAAGGUCUAGUCAAUCCUCCAAACCUGUCCAGACAGAGCUCAUCUCUGGAUGAGAUCCUCUCGUCCAGUCCAGAGAGUGCCAAAGACUCCUCUAUUCCUGCCCCUGUGAUUGCUCCCAAAGUGUUGACUGCCCAGGAGAUUCAGCAGCAGAAGGAAGAAGCUAGGAAAAAUAAAGACAUUUUCGAGCCUCCUAAAGAGCCUUAUUCUUCUGGUUGUGAACUCAAUAAGUUUGUGUCGGAUGUGGAAGCAUUUGGAAAACUUGUUGAUGAACUUACGAUGGCAAAUGUGAUGGGUCAAACCAAACUGGAUUCCAUAUGGAAGGAGCUGUCAGACCACCAGGAACAAGAAGGCAAAAAACAUUCCAUCGCAAUAGCUCGAUGUUACCCCAUGAAAAAUAGAGACCCAGAUAUUAUGCCAUAUGAUGACACAAGAGUGAUGCUCUCAACCCUGAAGGAUGACUACAUAAACGCCAGCUGGCUGAAUGACCUGGCUCCAUCUUGUCCCAAGUUCAUCGCCACUCAGGCCCCGAUUCCAGUGACUGUCAAUGACUUCUGGGUGAUGGUGUACGAGCAGGGCAUCGAGGUCGUCGUGAUGAUCACCAGUGAAUAUGAGACUGGGAAAAAAUUCCCCUGCUACUGGCCGACGGAGAAAGGCAAGCAGGUGGAACACGGCCAUGUGAUACUCAACAUGCAGAGCGUCAAGUACAGGGAGUUCUGGACUGAGAGAAUCAUCCACAUCAAACAUUCCGAGACUAAACAAGGGCGCACUGUGGUACACCUGCAAUACAAGAACUGGCCGGUCAGUGGCUUUCCUGAUGAUGUGUCACACAUUGUCAAGUUCAUCGAAGAAGUCCACAGUUUCUACCGACAACAACGGAGCUUAAUGAAACCUGUCAUGGUGCAUUGUGGGAACGGCAUUGGUCGGAGUGGUGCCUUCCUGCUUAUAUACACUGGCAUGCAGGAGAUUCUCCAUGGCAACGGUUUACUUGACAUUCUGGUGAUGGCAGGUCGGCUGUUGCAGAAGCGUAAGAGUAUGAUACAAAACAAGGAGCAGGUCAAGUUUGCCUAUGACAGCAUCCUCUUCUUUGCAGAGGAAUUUCUCAGAAAGAAGGACAUUUUGGUGAAAACGCCACACUUCAGUGGACGGAAGAAGUCAACAGAUUCCCAUGUCUACCACCCGGACAAAGAUGACAUUGUUCUGGGAUCUGUCAAUCUUGAAAUUAUCAAGAAAAAUGUUGGCAAACUUGGUGAAAAACACAGCAGUGAUGUGCAUGUUGCUUCCUCAAAUGGAGACGUACAACAAGGGCAGACAAUUUUUGAAGCAAGUAUUUCAAGGGAGGAUAACUCCAUUGGAUGUUUGCCAGACUUAAUCCAACAACCUUCAAGAAAUGAAAAUGUGGGCGUUUCAGGUCAGGGGCUAGGUCAGAGCAUGGCACAGACAGAUAUUUCGAGCGGAAGUGGCAGUCCGCAGGUACGAAGCCGAUCAGGUUCUAAUACAUCCAUCAAGAGCGGAAGUUCUGUCAGUACGACAUCUUUGAAGGGCUCCCCACAGCAUAAGGCCGAAGGCAAACCUGUUCCAAAUUCUCUCGUCGAUUUACAGAACCCUAGCACAUUCACCCUUGGGACUGCAACACCAGAGAAGAAGAAAAUAACGAAGGCAAGUUUUGCUGGAAAGCCAGCAGGAAUAAAGGAAAAUUUGAACAGACCUGAUGAUCCGUUAAGUUCACUGGAUCCCUUGUGGACAAUUGCGAAAGAAAAAUAAUGUGUUCUGGACUGGAAGUGUCCGUGUGUGACCUUGACAUUGUGAUGAAUGCAUCGUGAUAUUGGCCAGUGUUUGAAAUGAAGGAUGAAAGUUAAGGUGUCCUAAUCACGUUUAGAAUGGCUCCUUAGAUUCGGAUGUUGUAUCAAAGCACCUCAAGGACACAAGACCCACUAAGUGUCUGACACUGUAGUCAUGGCAACAUUUCAUGAGAUUUGCAUUUAUGGCUAUUUUUUCAGAGUGUGAAGAAGAGGUGUCAUCUUUAUAAGGAUAUACUGACAUAAUGCUUUUACUGCCUUCACAAGCAAAUCAGGACCUUCUUUGUCAAAAGGUGCAAGCAAACUAGUGCAUAGUCUUUCUGGUGCUAGACAAAUAUUGCUGUUUCAUUUGAGAGUCUGCAUUUUUCAUGAUAUCUUGAAAGAGGUGACUAACAGGAUUGGGUGGUCAGGCUCGCUGACUUGGUUGAUGCAUGUCAUCAAUCCCAAUUGCGUGGAUUGAUGCUCAUGAUGUCAAUCACUGGAUUGUCUGGUCCAGACUCGAUUAUUUACAGACCGCCGUCAUAUAGCUGGAAUAUUGCUGAGUGCAGCAUUAAACAACAAACAAACAUUAUAUCUCUCCAUUCUGUUAUGAUAAAUAUGUACUCAUAUCUUUGUUUUCGACUCUAAAUAUAUGCAACACUAAAAAUAGCAAUGCAAUCAAAUUACACUCUUGAGCGAGACAAAUUCUGUGCUGAGUUACUUAUAGAGUUGGAGAUAGUGACAUCACUUCCUGAACCAAACUUUGGUGGUGAUUGUUUCCAGGGAAUGGAUUAUAAUAGAAUAGAGAUAUGAUACACUGGUUAAUGCUGGCUCUUUAGGUGGGAAUAAUGAAGGUUCGUUGUGCAUUGUGUAAUAUGUCAUGAAAUGUUGCUUGGCAGACGUGUGACCUUGAAGGGUUAUUCAGUAAACAUGGCGACCACAAAGAGGAGAUCAACAAUAACAAUUGAAAUUCUGUAUUACUCAGACCUCAAAGUUGUCUACAGAUUUCUGGCAACUUUGGUUUUGCUUUAUAUUUUAAGCAUUGAAUUGAUUAUAUUCAUAUCUAAUCUAAAAGUACUUACCAUGCUUACUCCAAAACAUGUUUGGUGUCUGACUGUAAUUACGAUUUGUCAGACGUCUGAAGUGCGUUAAAUAUAGUCAAUAUUUAUUGUUAUAAUAGAAAGAAAUUCUAUAUAUCAUGGUUGUGGCAGGACUUAUUACAGAUGAUGUAUCAGACUCUUAGAAAGGCAUAUAUUUUAUGGUCUGUCUUUCAGAGUAUGUCGAUGUUAACAUUGAACUAGCCCGUGGGUUAUUACAGAGCUUGGUUAAUGUAACAUACUAGAUUUAUGGGGAAAAACAAGUGUUCAAACUUUUUACUUGUCAAAGUGGCAGACAAGGGCAGUGUCUAACCAUGUAUUUCCAGACCCAUGUAUUUACAGUUUCCCAGACUGAACUUGUGAAUGUCUGGUGAGAUCUUUCUGACAACUGCGUCAGUAUGUUUGAUACAGUUGCUGAAAGUGAUCCGUUUGUGAUGUUCUGUGUCAGUGUCCUGUUUUGACAAAUGGUUAUGAUUGGUUAGGGAGGUCAAUGUUGUAAAACGAUUGACCAUUGUGUCAAAAUGUCACAUCAGGAUGUUGUAGAAUUAUGCUUUACUGUAUGAGGUGGGACGUGCCUUUGUUAGUGUAAACUAAUAAGUAAUAGCCUUACCUCGACCCAGGCUCUGUAAGUACAAUCCCUAAUUAUUGGAAUUUUAGGGUCAGUUUUCACAAAAACUGAUAAAAAAGUAAUAAUACCUUUGUUGUUGGUAGAAUAAAGGGUGUCAUAUUACAAGUUGGCAUACAUGGUAUAUGUGGUAUUAUUAAGACAUUUAAGAAAUGGUUAACAGAUCUUCCAUCACCUAGUAAUCUGCAUUCAGCAUUUAGCUUUUCUUACUUACUUUAUUUCUCAAGUAGUUUAUUUGUUUCUGGAAUCAGCCAAGUAAUAUUCAUUUGACACAUCAGGGAAAACAUCUGGUAUUGUAUCAGGAGUUUGUACAUUAAAUAAACAUUUUAAGGGCCAAUUACUUAUAAAAAUGAAACUUAAGUCUACCACAGUAUCUCAGAACAAACAUCAUAGCUAUGACAGUUGAUGUUUCUGUGUUGUGAUUAGUCAUCAAUGUUAAUUAAAUUGUGAGCUUAGAAAUCAGGAGUAAAUUGGCCAUCAGUAGUGUCCUCAAGGGCUGGGCAUUGAUCAGUAAGCAGUAAUGUGCAGGUUCAAUGGUGCUAUGUCUCAUGGAAUUUGUGUUUUACCAAACAGAUUGAAUGGACUACUGUGUCUAAGUUAUAAAUAACAAUGCAGUUUUAAACACCUGUUUUUAUUUUUCAUAUUUUUACAACAGGCAAUACAUCUCUAUUUCACAUUAAACAGUACUUCAUGGUACAUUAAAAUAAACAUUAGACUGAUUGUGUUUUAGUGGUUUUACACUAGUCAUUAAACCCUUCUUGGACUGUCUAUCAAGUGGAGGUCUUAUAUCUGAUAGAUUCUGAUGAUUGUAAAGAAUUCACUUUAAUAUAUUAUUCAUUACAUAGUGUUUCAUUGUGACUCUUGACCCUUUAUGAUAUGUAUCAUCAGCUUUGAGGGUGUAACCACAUGCUCACACCAUACUUACCACCCCAAGGACUGAUAGCAUUUAUUAAGGAUACAACAACUUAUUUGUUUCAGCUUUCCACCAAAUGUUUUGCCAAAGUCGGGUAAAAACAGAUGAGAGUUUGUAAUGUUUUUAGAAUUAUUAUAUCAACUGAACCUACUAACUGCAGUUAAACACUGUUGUGUCGAACUUUGAUGUGUCAAACUUAAGGUUUUCUUGAAGUAAAAGAUUGGUCCCUACAUAUUCCUUCUUUGUUCAUCUUUUUCAGUUGUGUCAAUCCUCAGAUAACUCGAAGUAUUUAACGUCCCUUCAACUUCGACACAACGUUGUUUGACUAACCUGCUCCUGAUUUUAGAGACCUAUUGUACAGAUUGUAUCUUUCAAAACUGGGUGAAACUUUAGAAUACGUUUUGCAGAAACAAAUUUAUUUUAUUAUGUACUACAAACACAGAAAAUCACAGUUUAACGUGUUUGAUUGAAUUCCAGGGUUUAAACAAAUUAGCCUCCCCCCUGUACUACAUAAUGACAGUGUGGUGUACCGUUCCAACCACUCAGGACAAUGUGUCUUUGUUACACCAUGUACUAGGGUAAUAGCUGCAAAUGUUGGAAGAUCACGCAGGCUUCAAAAGUGUUGAGACAAAUGUUUGAGGAAAUCCUACAAAAUAUGAAGCCAAUAAUUGUUACUGAGAAUCAUCCCACCAACACCUUAUGUACAUGGUAGGGAUGUCUUUUUAUUGUGAUGUCGCUCUAUGUUUUAAUGUCAAUGCUGUAACGAUACAAAUAUUGAUAUUAAUAUUAAAUUAACCUAUAUAAACAUUUCUGUGGCAUUGAAUUAUUACAAUUACUGUGAUUUAAGAUGGAAAAUUCAAAUUUAAACAUUUCAUGGAUGAACCUAGUUCAUAUUAAUUCCAGCUCUACAUAGGUCAUUUUUAUCCAUACACAUACAGAAUAAUUAGUUUGAUAACUGAUUGAUAUAUUGUUAUGUUGAGUCAAUAUGUCAAUACUAAUAUUAUUACUAUUAUUUAAAUCAAUGAUACGCCUGGAUUAGUAUCACAUAUUUUGUUAUAGGUAUGUGAUUUGUUCAUAUCAUUGGUGUACACCCAAGCUUGAGUAAUAGAAGAAAUGUUUUUGAUAUAUGUAUAAGCCUUAGUAAGUCACAUACAUGUUUUUGUACACACACAAGCUUAUGUAAUGGCACACAAAUGUAAAUGAUGUACUCAGAAGCUUAAGUCGUUCACAUAAAUGUGUUUGGUGUACAUGUAAACUUGGGUAAACUCACACAGUGAAGCUUGAGCAGUAUACUUUGAAAUGUUAAAUAGUGCACAAUGGGACAAGCUUGGGACACCCAUACAUUGUCAUGUCAGCAACACAGUCUCUCUCACAGAGCGUCAUGUAAGCAGGAUUUGUAAUUUACAAGGUUUGGAAGACCUGUGCUGGAUGCGUUUGUCUUCCACAGCAUAAAUGAAUUCUCUGUGCAGAUAAUUGCAGGAUGAUGCACGCUUUCUCUGGAUCAAAUAUGGAUGGUAUGUUGUGUAACAUGUUUGUAAAUGGUAUGCUGGUUAUUGAUAUGAUAUUCCUUUAUGUUAUGAUCGAAGACUUGAUAGCAUAAUUUCUUAUUGUUAGAAAUAUGAAUUGCAAGUCAUGGGUUUGCAUGGUGUAUCUUCAUUAUUGUUUUCUUUUGAUGAUUUUCUUCAAAACAAUUAUUCUACCAGGGAGCGGGUCGCUAGUGGUCAUCUUAAGCAUCACAGUUUGUUGUGCAGAGCGAUGUCCCUUAGACACACUAGGAUCCUAUGGUCAUGGAUUCAUAUCCAGGAGUCCCCUGAUUAUGAACCUUGGUUUGUCAGCACCAUGUCUGUGCUUGUGGGUUUCACCAAAGUGGUAAACGUCAUGGACCUGCAUCAGUUUGAGUUUUCUCCCACUUCAGCUGACCUGUUGUGAUAGAACUGAAACAUUGGUCAUUCAUACAGGUGUGGGAAAUAUUCUCAUUACAUAAACUAAGUUUGAUUAUAUUAAUAGACACUGUCUUCAUAUACAUGAUCUUAGUUUGAUGAUAUUUAUAGACAUCGUCUUCAUUCAAAAUGAAUCUAACUGGCUCAAUCUGGUCAACAUGUGGAUGCAUUUCAUUUAUAUUACUGUAUUGUGUAAUGGCAGGAAGUUUUUGUAAUUACUGGCCAGAUGAAAGUCACUUCAGGUGAUAUAUCUAUAUGUUUCUCAAAAAUGUACCUUUCCUCCAUUAAUGUGAAGUAAUUCACUUCAAGGUAACUAUCCAUUGUUAAUGAUAUGAAUUAAUUCUUACAAACACUUGUUAAAAACAAAAUGCUAGCUCAUACACAGGAAAGUUGUAAUGUAUUAGUUUAGCAGGUAGGAACCUGUUUUAUAUUUGCAUGCUUUUUAUUAUGCUGUCCUUGGGGAGAUGCCUUCAAACCCUAGUUGGAUACAAUUGUACUCUUACUGUAAGCAGGAUAAAAGAACUUUCAUUGAGGGAGUAGUUCGAAAGUUUGAUGUUUGUUUUCAGACAUUCACCCACCCAACCCCCAUCCAACCCUUCCAUCCCCAAAACACAAGUCAUAUAACAAUUACAUAGUUCUCAGACAUACACCCACCUAACCCCCAUCCAACCCUUCCAUCCCAAAAACAGAAGUCAUAUAAUCAUUACAUAGUUCUCAGACAUGCAUCCACCUAACCCCCAUCCAACCCUUCCAUCCCCAAAACACAAGUCAUAUAACCGUUACAUAGUUCUCAGACAUGCACCCACCUAACCCCCAUCCAACCCUUCCAUCCCCAAAACACAAGUCAUAUAACCGUUACAUAGUUCUUAGACAUGCACCCACCUAACCCCCAUCCAACCUUUCCAACCCCAAAACACAAGUCAUAGUACCAUUGCAUGGUUCUUUUAUUAAGACAUGACACAAAACAUCAAGAAGCACAUCCUUGUCCUCACAUGUAGGGAUGAGACUGCAAUAAACUCUAUACUGUAGUAUCAAUCUAACAGUAAAGAAUAGUACCAUUGCAGAAGUUAGGGAGCACCACCAACAUUAAAACAUCUUGCAAGUUGUUUUUUCAAUGGAAACAAUUAUCAUUGACUUUCAUUCUGUGUAGCUUUCAUAGUAAUAUUGUUCAUUUUCUGGGCAAAUAUAUCAUGAUUACAGCUGUUAUUUAUUUACUUAUACUGUAUGAAACCAGGAAAAAUUGAUUUUGUCAGAUGGAAAACUUGCUGAACUUAUAAAACCCCACACUCCCAUAUUCCCUCCAAAAGUUAAGGUAUUACAAUAUUUCAUCAAACUUUUGAACUGCUCCCUGAGAUGUUUUUUCUUCUCAUUUAGAAUUCCUUUAGUGAUUGUGAUUCAUGUCAUUCAGCCAGGUCAUGAUUUCAGCGUUAACCCUGUUGAGUGAGGGUUAUCAGCUUCACAAGAAACUAAGGACACUGUUUGCCUUGCUGGUUUUUAACAGCGACUAACUAAAAAUGCAUGCCAUUUGAUUUGUGGUUGGACUAUGCUCCACAUAUUAUUUUAUUUGGUUUGUUUCUAUGACAUAUAUUAUCAUUUAUUUUAAUGAUUUUGUUUGGUAAGUUAUCAUUUACUUGAUAAGAAGUACGUGUUUAUAUUCAGAGUGUAUUUGUGUUUAUUCUACAUGAUCCUCAAGACAGUUGCAUAGCUUCCAGUUAUGCCAGAUGUCAGAUAGUUGACACUAUUAUUUUUGGCUAGAGAAAAAUACAAAUGCUGUCAUGUUCAGUUAUAUAUAGACAUCCAAUAAGACAUUUCUUAUGAAAAUAAUCCUUAUGCUAUUGACAACCUCAAUUACCUUUUCUGUUUGCAGAAAAUGUGAUCAAUAUCUGUCCUGAAACAUAUUUGAUGAAAAUAUGUGUAACACUGGUGCACUUUGUUGAUGAUCCUGUUUCACCCAGUAUUGCUGCUAUAUCCGAUAUCCAUGCUUCGAUACACACACUUGUAAUAAUGUACAUAUCAAGCACAAGCUUGUAUAUUACACUGGUGGGAACUUCCACUCUACUGUGAAAUCAAUAAUGCAUGUAUUCUUGUCAAUAUCAGUUGUUCAUAUCAUGCUGGAAUCUUGUGCUAUACGCCCCUAAUUGAAAAUAAAUGAUUUAUGGCACUAUAUAUUCACUAGAUAACGUGACUCAGCUGAUUGAUGCUGAUAUCAGCAUGAUAUGAAAUAGAUAAUGCUUAAUCUGUACAAUGUUGUAUAAAUACUUAAUUUAUUUGUUACUCUGUUGCAUUUCACCCUGAUGACAUUGACAAUAAACUGGAAAAUCACAAGA
This is a messenger RNA of Haliotis rufescens (red abalone), 13580 nucleotides long. RefSeq names its product tyrosine-protein phosphatase non-receptor type 23-like. Gene Ontology annotation, molecular function: protein tyrosine phosphatase activity; protein binding. Bases 35 to 6664 code for a protein of 2209 amino acids. The record is from RefSeq and is a predicted model, not a curated record. Gene Ontology annotation, biological process: protein dephosphorylation; protein transport to vacuole involved in ubiquitin-dependent protein catabolic process via the multivesicular body sorting pathway; early endosome to late endosome transport. The transcript is spliced from 26 exons. NCBI's taxonomy places the organism in Eukaryota, Metazoa, Mollusca, Gastropoda, Lepetellida, Haliotidae. Gene Ontology annotation, cellular component: endosome.